CCCUAAAAAACAAUUAUCAGCUGGAGAAGGAAGAAAACAAGCUGACACUAGUUCUUAACCUCAUCGGACUUCCUCUCCCCGGCCAAACCCAACAUGGGAAGCUCCCGCCAAACCUCUGGCUCCAGCAUCGAAUCCCUCAUGGAGUGCCUCCACGCCACCAAGAACGCCUACAUCGCCACCAAGUGCCUCUUCACCAUCCACAUCGUCUUAACUAAGGGUUCCUUUAUACUCAAAGAUCAGCUCCCCGUCUACCUUGCUUCCGAUGGUAGGAACUUCCUUUACCUAUCAAAAUUUCGCUACAGAUCCGGCCCGGGGACCUGGAAACUAUCGUUCUUGGUCUAGUGGUACACCGCCAUCAUCGAGUAGAACCUCGCCAUCUCGAGAGCCCUCAGCCGAUUCCUCUCCGGCGGCAAGAGGAAGGAGGGAGCAAUUCUGGAGAUGCUGAGCAGAGACUUGCUAACCAAGGUCAAAACUAUGGUCGAUUUCGCGCAAAUUAUAAGUGAGG
Linum trigynum is the source of this 505-nucleotide messenger RNA. Lineage: Eukaryota; Viridiplantae; Streptophyta; Magnoliopsida; Malpighiales; Linaceae. The record is from the annotation of a GenBank genome assembly.